AUGUAUGCAAUUAUUGCAUUGUUGUUCUUGUCUCCCAUUUGGGCCUCUCCUCUUGGCCGCCCAGCCGACGAACUAAUACCAACAAUUGAUGCGUCUGCCAAGGCAUCACCUACGCCGGCAGAUUAUCAGUGGUCGGCAGGAUGGACGGCGACAAUCCCUAUUCAUGAGUCCUGUAAUAGCUCAUUCAGGGCACAGAUCAAUCAAGGCCUAGAUGAAAUGGUCCAGCUGUCUGAGCAUGCACGCAACCACCUUUUGCGAUGGGGUCAUAAAUCUACGUUUACCCAAAGAUAUUUUGGCAAUGGCUCCACGGCCCAUGCCAUCGGAUGGUAUGAUCGUAUUAUUCUAGCUGAUAAGAGCGAUAUGCUGUUUCGCUGCGACGACCCCGACAGUAAUUGCGAUAUACACAAGGACUGGGGCUCUUACUGGAGACCUAAUGCCACUGCCGAGGUCAAUGUUUGCCCAUUUGCAACCGAGUAUCGGCUCCUCUCAUCAGUCUGUAACCUCGGCCACACGGUAGCUGGGUCUGGACUUGAAUUAUUCUGGGCGACAGAUUUAAUGCAUAGGCUAUUCCAUGCCCCGAUUGUCAAUGAAGAUAUAGUAAAUCAUUUCUCAGAUGAUUACUCGGGCCUUUUGGAGCUUGCGAAAACAGAGCCAGAAAAGAGUGGCAUUGACAUGGACGCGUUGCAGUAUUUCGCCAUCGACGUAUGGGCUCACGAUGUUGCCGCCCCUGGCGUCGGCUGCACUGGCAAACCACCGCCAAAAAAGAGUCCGGCCGAGUCAGUAUCCGGCAGUCCUGCCACUGCUACUGCUACCGCUGCGUCUUCGUGCCACACCCACAGUGACGGGUCUGAACAUUGUGUCUAG
Molecule: messenger RNA, 864 nt
Organism: Metarhizium robertsii ARSEF 23
Lineage: Eukaryota; Fungi; Ascomycota; Sordariomycetes; Hypocreales; Clavicipitaceae
Product: major allergen Asp F2
Exons: 3
Coding region: 1-864 (287 amino acids)
Cellular component (GO): extracellular region; cell surface; fungal-type cell wall
Molecular function (GO): metallopeptidase activity; zinc ion binding; integrin binding
Source: RefSeq, a predicted model, not a curated record